CAGACCUGGCCAUGCAGACAUGCUGGCCCUGCUGCUGCUGCCCCUGCUGUGGGCGGGGUCCCCGCAGGACACAGGGCUCGAGCUGCAAGUGGAGAAGUCGGUGACGGUACAAGAGGGCCUGUGUGUCCUCGUGCCCUGCUCCUUCUCCUACCCGCCGCCCUGGUAUCCCUCUGACCCAGUCUACCGCUCCUGGUUCCGGGACGGGGACAACAUAUACUAUGGCAAUGCUGUGGCCACAGACAACCCAAACAGAGCCGUGAAGCCACACACCAAGGGCCGAUUCCUCCUCCUUGGGGACGCCACGACCAGAAACUGCUCCCUGAGCAUCAGAGACGCCAAGACAAAGGACACAGGGACCUACUUGUUCCGAGUGGAGAGCGGCUAUUCUGUAAAACAUAGUUACGAAGACAAUAAGCUGAAUCUGCGGGUGACAGCCCUGACACAGAAACCCGACAUCCACUCUGGACGUGCGACCUCCUAUACCUCGAUGCUCCCCUUCACCCUGGUUCCCCAGGACCUCAGAAGCAGCCUCACUGUUCAGGUGCCAUUUCCUGGAGCUGAGACAACAACAGAGAAAACCGCACUGCUUAGCACAGCCUGUGAGUCAGUGACAUGGCAGAAUUUCAGUGCCCUGAUGAGGCAAGGCCUGUUGGCCGGGGAAUGGAUCUCUCACCAAACACCAGAGUCCACAGUUUUCAGCCUAGGCCAGGGCAGCAGCUCUGACCCUUUCUCCUCUCCCUCCCCCUUCGUUGUGUGUGUGGAGCUCCUGGUCCUCCCUGCCAAGAGCGCGCUUCGCCUGGCGCCGGUGCUCUCCGUCCCCGCACCCGAGCUGCGCGCCCAGCUCUGCUUGGCGGGAGAACAGCCGCGCGCCCUUGCAGCCUCCGCUCAGCCCCUUCCUUCUGACGGCCUGACCGGGCCGCCCGCCCGCGUCAUCGCCCUUCAUCCACGGCACCCAUCCGCGGUGCUCCCCACCUGGCCUUGUCUGUCUGCCUGCGGCCCGGCGAGGGGAGGGACAGACCCCGCAGCUCCGCUCACCCUGCCGUGUGUCCCCCGCACAGUCGCGAGGAUCCUGAGCAAUGGCACGUCACUCCCUGUCCUGGAGGGCCAGUCCCUGCGCCUCAUCUGUGUGGCUGACAGCAACCCCCCUGCCAGGCUGAGCUGGUCCCGGGAGGGAAAAACCCUGCAUCCCCCGCAGGCCUCGGCGCCCGGGGUCCUGGAGCUGUCCGGCGUAGCGGCUGGAGACGGAGGGGAAUUCACCUGCAGGGCUCGGCACCCCCUGGGCUCCCAGCACCUUUCCUUGAGCCUCUCCGUGCAGAGAAGCCCCUCUGGCUGCAGAUGUGUGACUGAGGAACAGCAGGGCUCCCGGGCCCUGGUCAUCACCCUGAUCAGGGGGGCCCUCAUGGGGGCCGGCUUCCUCCUCACCUACGGCCUCACCUGGAUCUACUACACCAGGCUGGCCGAGCUGCCUCUCUCCAGGGAAGCCCAGUAAUAAGCCCCUGAGUCCCAGGUGGGGCUGAGCUGUGCUGACCCCCCUGGGGCCAGAAUUAAAGUGGCUGAAUCCAAUCUGAGACCCGUGCUGGCUGUGCAGGUGCCGAGCCCCGGUGAUCAGGGCUGGAGGCCUGACUGAGCUCCUCCUUCUCAAGACAGAGCUGAGAUGUGGGCACCAAGCCCAGAGGGACAGACGUGGGACAUCACCGUCAGCUUCCUUCUGGAAACUCACACCCCACCGACUGCCCCUUGUGUCCUGCCUGCCCCACACCCACCCACUUACUCCCCCUCUCCCUGUUGGUCCUGCCCCAGCCCCAGCUCAUCACCCUCCUCCCUACCCCUCCCACCCUCCUCCUCCCUCUCCACCCCCAGGCCUGCACAGGGAAUGAGCUUGGGCUCUUAUCCCCGUUACCCGAAACCUACCUUCUCAACACUUGCG
Molecule: messenger RNA, 1927 nt
Organism: Propithecus coquereli (Coquerel's sifaka)
Lineage: Eukaryota; Metazoa; Chordata; Mammalia; Primates; Indriidae
Gene: SIGLEC14
Product: sialic acid binding Ig-like lectin 14
Exons: 6
Coding region: 20-1489 (489 amino acids)
Biological process (GO): cell adhesion
Cellular component (GO): plasma membrane
Molecular function (GO): sialic acid binding
Source: RefSeq, a predicted model, not a curated record